AUGGAGCACGAUCUGAUCGACAUUGAUGGGUACAGAAAAAUAGUGCGAAAUUUUAUCGAUCUGCGUCGCUAUCAGACGGCACUGUUUUGGGCAGAGAAGGUUACAGUUUUGAGUAACGGUGACCCGCGCGAUGUUUACUGGGAGGCGCAAUGCAUGUUCAUGUUGGGAGAAUAUCACCGAGCUGCACAUUCUAUCCGCAGUCGAUCGCUAGAAAAGACUAACCUUCUGUGUCACUACUUAGCGGCGGAAUGUUUAAACGAAGCCAAGGAAUACCAGUGUGCGUUGGACAUUCUGAACUCUGUCGACUGUGAGACUCUGAGCUGCGGGUUAACCAGUCGGAUCGAAUCAUACGAGUCAAGCCUAAAGGAUGACUCAACAACGGACGAAAGUCAUAAUGAUAGUGUGUACGAAGAGCCAAGCAAAAACGACACUGUUGCAUCGGUGUACUUUCUCAAAGGAAAGAUAUUGGAGUCUAUGGAUAAUCGAAGUUUAGCAAUGGACUGCUAUGUACAAGCACUCCACAAAUCCGUAUACUGUACCGAAGCGCUGGAUGCUUUGGUGCAGCAUGACAUGUUGAUGGCAUGGGAAGAAAAGGAGCUAAUGCAGCACAUUCCAAUGGCGCAGCAGUGUACGGAGCCCGAAAGAAAGGUGUUAAAAUGUUUGUACGAGAGCAGACUGAAAAAAUAUUAUGAAUCAAUCGUGUUGCAAUCCAAUCUGGAUGAUCCACCCGUGCCCUCCAUGAACACCAGCUUAUGGCAUGAGCUGAAGGAAAAGAUGAAAAAUUGCAAAAAUAAUGAAACGAAAAAAUCAUCGAUUUCGAAAUGUUUUACCCCAUCGCUUUCUCAAAAAUUCCGUCAUAGUCAAAUCAUGUCACCAGCGACAAAAAUUCUUGAAGAUCUAAAAAAUAAUCCUUCCUAUUUGAUACACACCUCUCUAACUCGCGCCUCACUGCUUAGUACAAGUAUGGCAGGUGGAUCCACCAGUCUGACUGCAGCAGGAACAAACAAAACACGGCAGGAAACGCCUUUCCGAAUCAAUCGGCCUAAGACCUGCUCGAGAAAGUCAGCUAUAACGUAUGAACAGUGCAUGAGCAAGCUCGAACAGAGCAUCGAUUUGAUGAUUGCUCGGGCAGAAAAAUACUUCUACAAUUGCGACUAUCGAAGGUGCAUAAAAACGUUGGAGGAAAUAUUGAAGAACGACCCGUAUCACAAGCGAUCACUUACGGUCCAGAUCGGUUGCUUAAUGGAGAUGAAGGACUUUAAUCGGUUGUUCUACGUCGCACACAAGCUGGUUGACUACUAUCCUGAUGAUGCAAUAUCAUGGUAUGCAGUAGGAUGUUACUACGAUCUUAUAGGCAAAAGCGACCCAGCGAGGCGUUAUUUGUCCAAAGCCACUUCAUUGGAUCGAUUAUACGGCCCGGCCUGGUUGGCUUACGGUCACUCUUUUGCCAAGGAAAACGAACACGAUCAGGCGAUGGCAGCAUACUUCAAGGCAACACAGUUGAUGCGGGGAUGCCACUUGCCAUUGCUCUACAUCGGCGUAGAGUGUGGAUUAACAAAGAAUCCUGAAAUGGCUGAGAAAUUUUUCUAUCAAGCUAUGUCGAUUGCUCCGUUGGACGUAUUUGUGUUGCACGAGCUAGGUGUUAUAAAGUAUGAGCACGAACAAUACGAGUGUGCGGAGGAAGUGUUUCGCAGCACUUUGGAUAUGGUACGAAGCAUGGUGAAGCAAAACGAUGAACAACUGACCGCCCGCUGGGAGCCACUGCUGAAUAAUUUGGGACACUGUUGUAGGAAAAACAAAAAGUACGAAGAAGCCCUGGAGUUCCACCGAUGGGCUCUUUCUUUGAAACCUCUAAACGCAGCUACCUACACGGCGAUCGGGUUUGUGCAGGCCUUAAUGGAUCAGCUGUAUGACGCGGUAGAUUCGUUUCACAAAAGCCUAUCCCUUAAGCGAGAUGACGUGUUCACUACCACCAUACUAAAGUACGUCAUCCAGGAUCUGACAGAGGAGCAAUCGGUUUCCUUCUUUUCUGCUGAAGGUGUUGAGGAGGAUUUCGACGAGAAAGAUGCAGAUGUAGCAGAAUCGGCGAAUGUUGGUCCCAGCCCCGCGAACAAACGAAAUGCAUCGAAUGAUAACGACGAUGAUGGAGGAGAAAUCGGUGGUACACGUCCCACGUUACGUAUGCAAUUGAACUUUGACGAUUGGUACACGAAAGCGUCUCCGAUGAGUGAUACUAGUGCGGAUGAUAUGAGUAUUGAUAUUUAAAAAGGCAGCAAUCGCAUGGCUGUUGGAACACAUAAAAUUCACUUACACACGGCUCUUUCUGCCCAUGGAAGCGGUUUGUUUGCUUGCGUGUGUUGUUGCAAAUGAUGUUCUUGCUCAAUUGUUCUG
Anopheles nili is the source of this 2391-nucleotide messenger RNA. RefSeq names its product cell division cycle protein 16 homolog (gene Cdc16). Bases 1 to 2265 code for a protein of 754 amino acids. Gene Ontology annotation, biological process: cell division. The record is from RefSeq and is a predicted model, not a curated record. Lineage: Eukaryota; Metazoa; Arthropoda; Insecta; Diptera; Culicidae. The transcript is spliced from 3 exons. Gene Ontology annotation, molecular function: protein binding.